Meloidogyne enterolobii is the source of this 342-nucleotide messenger RNA. The record is from the annotation of a GenBank genome assembly. NCBI's taxonomy places the organism in Eukaryota, Metazoa, Nematoda, Chromadorea, Rhabditida, Meloidogynidae.
AUGAUUAAUUUAAAAUUAGUUCGAAAGGCUAUACACAUUCCUGAUAAUUUGGGACAUUGGGAUAUUUGCAGUGAUGAUAUAACAGAAAAAUAUCAGAAGCAAAUUGAUGACACAUCCCCAUUUGUUAAGAAAAUAAUUAAAGCCCAUGCUCGAGUGCUUUUGUAUUAUGGGGAUACUGAUAUGGCUUGUAAUUUUAUGCUUGGACAAGAAUUUUGUUCGAAAUUGGGAUUAAAAUUAGUUGUUGGUAAACAACCGUGGAUGUAUGGACAUCAAAUUGCUGGAUUUAAAACAAUUUAUGCUAAAGGGCUUACUUUUGUUACUGGCAAGGAAUUUUUAUAUUAA